Penicillium odoratum is the source of this 381-nucleotide messenger RNA. RefSeq names its product RNA methylation protein TRM112. Lineage: Eukaryota; Fungi; Ascomycota; Eurotiomycetes; Eurotiales; Aspergillaceae. The coding region runs from base 1 to 381 and encodes 126 amino acids. The transcript is spliced from 3 exons. Gene Ontology annotation, molecular function: protein heterodimerization activity. Gene Ontology annotation, biological process: peptidyl-glutamine methylation; tRNA methylation; rRNA (guanine-N7)-methylation. The record is from RefSeq and is a predicted model, not a curated record.
AUGAAGGUCAUCACCGCCAACUUUGUGACCUGUGCAGUUAAAGAGUGCAAGACAUCCCCGGCGUCAUUUCCUCUACAUUUUCACGAUGCCGAGCUCGAGAUGCAGGAGCUUGAUUUCCAACCAGAGUUUAUUCGCAAUGUGAUUCCUCGUAUUGAUUGGGAGGGAUUACGAGUGACAUCGAAUGAGCUCGGAUUCCCUAGUCUACCAGAAUCCAAACCGGAGGGCGAGGCACUCAGUGACGAACAGACUCUGAAAGACCUGCAUCGACUGCUGUUAGAAACCCAAGUAAUGGAGGGCAAAUUGAUCUGUGGAAAUUGUGGGCAUGAAUAUGUGAUCAAGGAAGGGAUUGCCAAUUUCCUUCUCCCAAGCCAUCUAGUCUGA